Molecule: messenger RNA, 1149 nt
Organism: Phaethon lepturus (White-tailed tropicbird)
Lineage: Eukaryota; Metazoa; Chordata; Aves; Phaethontiformes; Phaethontidae
Gene: EXOSC7
Product: exosome component 7
Exons: 9
Biological process (GO): U4 snRNA 3'-end processing; nuclear polyadenylation-dependent rRNA catabolic process; U1 snRNA 3'-end processing
Cellular component (GO): cytoplasmic exosome (RNase complex); nuclear exosome (RNase complex)
Source: RefSeq, a predicted model, not a curated record
GUAUCCAAAGCCCUGCAGCAUCCAAAAGUACCGCUGCAGGCGUCAUCACGUCCCGGCACCUGCUCGUUCGCGGACAGGGCCGUGGUGGAGUUCGCUCGACGCUCUCCAUUUCGAGCCGCUGCCUCCAGCGCUUAUGGCCUUGCCAGGCAUCAAUCACGCGAGCACUCCCCUGGCCCUGCUCGCCUCCUUGGCACUCCCAACUCAGUCAGGCUCCACCGCUGGCUUUCCCUGCUGAGAAGCAGUAAGCGAUCCCCACGCAACAACCCUGGCGUGCAGAAACUUGACUCCUUUUGGAUGCAGGAGGACCUUCGUGUAGAUGGACGUGGCUGCGAAGACUACAGAUGUGUGGAAGUAGAAACAGAUGUUGUAUCAAACACAAGUGGAUCUGCAAGAGUAAAGCUGGGACACACUGAUAUCUUGGUAGGGGUAAAAGCUGAAAUGGGGACACCGAAGUUAGAGAAGCCAGAUGAAGGUUACCUGGAAUUCUUUGUUGACUGUUCUGCAAAUGCUACUCCUGAAUUUGAAGGCCGGGGAGGAGAAGAACUUGGCACAGAGAUAGCAAAUACACUCUACAGAGUAUUUAGCAGUGAAAGCAGUGUAGACUUGAAAUCGCUUUGUAUUAAUCCCAGAGAGCACUGCUGGGUUCUCUAUGUUGAUGUAUUGUUAUUGGAAUGUGGUGGGAACCUCUUUGAUGCCAUCUCUAUCGCAGUGAAGGCAGCUCUCUUUAACACAAGAAUACCUAAAGUGCGUGUUCUGGAAGAUGAAGAAGGUUCUAAAGAGAUUGAGCUGUCUGAUGACCCUUAUGAUUGUAUUCGACUUAAUGUGGAUGAUGUGCCCUGUAUCGUCACACUAAGCAAAAUUGGAUAUAGGCAUGUGGUGGAUGCUACCCUUCAGGAAGAAGCCUGUUCUUUGGCCAGCCUGCUUAUUUCUGUGACCAGUAAAGGCGCCCUCACUUCUAUGAAGAAGGUCGGGAAAGGUAGCCUGGAUCCUGAGAGUAUUUUUGAAAUGAUGGAGACUGGAAAAAGAGUAGGCAAGUCAUUGCACAUAGCCCUUCAGAAGACUUUGGAUGAAGAGGAGAGUUUGGGAACCUCACGGCAGAAAGUUGGAUUUCUAGGAUGAGUUUUUAUUAAAUGCUCAAAACUGGUUUUA